AGGACCUCAUUCAGGACUAGACAUUCGUAGCUUAAGUACGUAGAGUAGACCUCCGUUUUUAUUCUCAGUCAGAACAGUCGUCUACGUCUUCCUCUUCUUCAGGGUGUUGCUUGAUUAUUUUUACUGGGUGUUGCUACUCCCUUUGCUGAUAGACCUCAUCGUACGGGUAUGUGACUAGGCGUAUGUAUUUGUAUUCUAAAGAGGAAUCGAAUGCAGAUAAUGCGCUUCUAGGAUAGGCACGUCACACAACUGUACGUCGACCCCGGUUGGGGGUUUUGCGUCACCUGCUGUGCGGCAACCGCGGUUUCAGUUUCUGGUGUCCUCGUCUGCGGCAAUCAUGCACGCGACAAAAACGCGCGUAGCCGUAGGUCAUCGAGUGUAGUAACUCGGCAAGGAAGUAGUAGUGCUGAAGAAGAAGCAGCCAACGCACCACAAAAUGGCGUGCUGUGGUUGUUUCCGCGGGGGAGCUGCAAAAAAAUCCCAGCAAGAAGUCGAGGAAGAGAACCAGUGGAAAGAACAACUUUUCUACGAACUGCAGCAGUCCACUGAAAACGCCCGGGAAUCGCAAAAACAGCUGCAGCAAGUGGCGAACGAGGUGCAAGCGCUGAGCCAGCGGGUCAGCAGUGGAGGUGGUUCUCAAGGAGCAGGGGAGAAUCAUGGUGGCGUUGACGAUUUAUUUUCCGGCAGACCGACGGGUCAUGGUGAUGGUGGACAACUCUCGUCGUCGUCCGCACCAGGUGGUACCACAACUCGACUCGCAGCAGAUUCUGUCGCUGAGGCGAGACUGGAGGACAUGCUUGGCGAGCUGUUGAAGAGAUUGUCGUCCUCGAAGGGCCGGAGCCGUGUUUCUGAUGGGGACAGAGCUACGAAAAGAUCCAAAGCGGGCACCACGACGAGCGGGCCCUCUAAAGAGGAUGUAGUGGGGAACAAGCAAGAUGGGAAUGAUGACGCGGUAGAGAUAAUAGACGAAACGUCCCUGAGCAAGGCAAGCAGCAGUUCUACUUCCAGCUCCGCGACAGAUGACAAGAAGGGCCUCAAACAAGCCGGUAGUCUUCAAAAUGCUGGUGACAACAUUAAGAAGGAAAAGAAGAUAAAAACGGUACAACAGAGAGUCAAGGCGCUCUUCUCGGCGGCCGGGAGAUUGAAGAAAGGAACACAGGACAAACGAAAGUCGGCGGUUCAAGCUGAGAUUGAAAGGGGAAAAGUGAAAGAGAACGUGGGGAAGUUUGAGGACAAAAUCGUGGGAGCUGCUGCGAAGAAGAAAGGAGAUGGAAAAGUGGGUACUAGUACUACUGUGGUUCCAACUGCUAGUACAAUAACCCCAAGAACACAAGUAGAGAAAGCAGAAGAAGCAGACGAUGACGUCGAAGCAAGUGGAGGAGCUCUUGCAGAAUUAGCGGAAGUAGACACCAAAACCGCCGUGCCAGUAGGGCCCAAAGGCAAGGUCAGAGAACACAUCGGGCUAUUUCAGGACAAAAUCGCAGAACAGCAAUUAAGCCCAAGAGGAGAUCCAAUCGAGAAAAGGUCCUCUCCUCGCAAGAAUAUCAAACCCAAGCCAUUCCUUUCUCGCCAAUCUGCUACCAUCGUCGACGUGCAGUCGAAAAACCUCAGCCAUGCGCCGUUGGUCGACGAGCUCCAGCGACUGCUGAAGCGAAGGCAGGAGAAGAUGACGCGAGAGAAACUUCGGCUCUCUUCAGUCGAUAUCAAAGGGGACGAGGCGGUUAGCACUACUAUCGAGGUGAAAAGCCGCGACUACGGGACCAGACACAGCAGUCAAAGGCACAGCAGUGCAGUCGUUUGCGACGUCAGCUUCGGGCAGGGUCAGUUCGACAUUGAGCCAGAUCAGGAGAUGUACCGACGGAUUAUAGCUGCUGGUGGUGCAGCACACGGGACAAGCAAGCACGUUCCGAUUCACCUGCAUCUACCGCAUUCUUCGCAUAAGCAAGUGGAGAAGAAAAGCGUGGAGCAGGAGCCGGUUGAAGACGUGACAUUAUCAAGCGACGAGAAGCUGCCAUCUGUGAGAAAAACAGCAAGCGCGGUCGUCGCUAGCGGUGUUGUGCCGGAAACGGUUGCGGGUGCACAAAAAGAAGUUGUGAAACAGAUGCGGAACACGUUGGAAAGAGGAAGUCCUCGUGCAGGAGGAGCUCCAGGCGCAGCGAUCAUAUCUUCUACCCCGCAGGAGGAUAGUAUCAGUCCCAGGUCACCGGACACUCACUUACCCGUUUCGGCAAGGCAAGCACCACACGAAAAGCCUGCUGCAACAUUAUCGCCCAGAGUGGUGGUUCGGAAUAAAAAGGAUGGGUUUUUAUCUCCGCGCGACUUCGUUGACGCGAAAGUUAUCACGACCGCAAGGACCUCUACCUCACCUAGAUCCGCCACCUCCGCCGAAACGCCGAAAACCAACAUAGAAACGACGGAAUCGUCCCCGGCCGAGUCGUCCACGGAUUCGGAUGUUGUGCUUGACUUGACGACUGGCAUGGGCCAGAUUGACGCAGUACAGCAGGAGCAUUUCUACGACGUCGAUGAUGACGAUUUGAAUUGCGACAUUGACGCCACAAAGUCCAGACCGAAGUUUUUACCCGAACUCGGAGAUAAACUGCGUGCUUCUUCGGUUGUUUCUAUAGAGAGCCCGCGGGUCAGCAUGGUGUUGGGGGAAGUGGUUUUGCCCGGCGGAAGAGCAGAAGAUGAUCCGCCUGCGGCGGAGGUUUUCGAAGGUACGCCGCGGACCAUGUCGUUGGAUCUAGAUUUGUUUACGACCAAAUCCGAUAUCAUUCAGGCGGCGAGAAAGAACCAAACGCUCGCGACCGCGGGGAGGUAUGGUGGUAUCAAACCACCAGUGAGUGCGUUAUCGUCUCCUAAGCGACCAGGUGGCUUGACGUCAACAACGCCCAGAACAACUGGUGCAGCAGCUCCGGGUCGUGGCGUUGUUGCUGGCAUCAAGCUGCGCUUGACGAAACAGCCCAAGGUGGCUGCGGGGAUGAAACAGCCCAACACAGGUGUGGAGGUUUUUUCCGUGUCGGAGCAGGAACGUCGGCUACAGGCAGUUCCGAAAAGUGGCAAGUCCGUCCGAGAAAUGGCAGCUUCGCUUGCGGAUCGGAUGAGAAUGUCGGACGAAGUUAAUAGCGUGUCGUCGACGGGAUCGACACAUCAACCAAAGACCACCGCGACCCAAAUAAAACCAGCGGGUUCGAAAGCGAAGCCUUUUAUCAGUCCAAAGCGUCCUUCAGCUGUUAGUACACGAAAGCCUUCUACGGCGAAAGUCACAGCUGCACCAGUGAAACCGCCACCGGUAGUCCAGGCGAUAGACGCAGAUAAAGAACAAGCAGAUGAAAUUCUGUCUUUACAGGCACCGGAAUCCUCAAUCGAUACACAAUCAGAACUCGCUGGACCUCCGGCAGAUAAUUACAGUGCGUCCGUCUUUGCCAAAAGGCCGAAACACCAAGCUCCGGCUCCUGAAAAGGCAAUACGAGAAGAAGUGGACAAGGACAACAAGUCCGGCUCUACUUCCUCAGGAAGCGAAACUAUAGCCAUGGCCCAACUGGCAGAGAAGCUUACGAAAGAAGAUGAAAACAGAUUUGACGUGGAUUUUCACGUUGAGCACGACGUGGCCACGUUGAGCACGACACGCUUGCCUCUGGCAGCCGGCCGAGCCGGUCAAGACGCUGACAACGCCUCCUCUGCCUCGUCCGUCGGAGAAAAAUUGCGAAAAUUGCUGCAUCAGGGUGCGGAAGAUCUUCCGGAAGGCGGGACUACCGAGGAGGACAUCGGUUCAGACGCGGAGGUGCAGAGCGUGCAGGUGGACCUGGAUCCGGAUUAUGACCAGCACGAAGAAGCACUAGCGCCAAGAGGGAAGCAGGCGAUGGAAACUACACGACGUAGCAGUACUACUGGUAGAAGUAGAAGAAGCGAACAAGAAAAUAAGCGAGGGAAGAAAUCUACACGAGAAGGUACUUCUAGCGGCCCCGCACCAGCACAGCCGCCCAAUCAUGAAAUGGUUCUCCAAAUGAAUCUGGACGCCUUCGCCUUGCGCAGCAGUAUGGCGACCACGCAUGUUGGUAUUACCACCGACGACGCUACUUCUGAGGGAAAUGGUAUGGAAACGCCACCGGAAAGCGCUAGAGGUGAGGUGGACUUUUUCUCCCCGCGGGCAGGAGACGGGGGCUUCCUGUUCGGGCCAGAUCUGCUUUCGGACAUCGUGGAUCGGAAAACAUUGGAACAGAUCGAGCACGGGCAUAGACCUCGUACUCGGAACUGAGUUCUUCGGGAUGUUGGUGCUCAUUUUGAUAGUAGCAGUAAGCUGAAAUUUUUUAGGACAAUUGGUGUCUGCUUUACUUCAAUAUAGGACAAUCUGAAGACUUAGACUGCGCGACAGACUGUGAGUCUUGUUUGGCGCAAAAA
Amoebophrya sp. A120 is the source of this 4398-nucleotide messenger RNA. Lineage: Eukaryota; Dinophyceae; Syndiniales; Amoebophryaceae. The record is from the annotation of a GenBank genome assembly.